Mercurialis annua (annual mercury) is the source of this 1046-nucleotide messenger RNA. RefSeq lists its product as uncharacterized. The record is from RefSeq and is a predicted model, not a curated record. Bases 1 to 921 code for a protein of 306 amino acids. NCBI's taxonomy places the organism in Eukaryota, Viridiplantae, Streptophyta, Magnoliopsida, Malpighiales, Euphorbiaceae. The transcript is spliced from 2 exons.
AUGCCGGAUCUGCCGGACGUGUCCUCGGAUUCCAGCACGACCGCCUCCUGCCCUCAGGGGAUAACUCGGGCAAGGUUUGCCGAGUGGGUUGGGCAGCACAACCCGGGCGUUCGAGUGUCAAUUCACGAGCUGCCCAUUGCUGGGGAUAUUGCUCGGGUAACCACACUACCCGAGGAUGAGGCCUACUACAAGACCUACAAGCCCGAAAACUUGCUGGCAACGGUCUCCGCUCUCUGCAUCCAGGCGGCUCAAAUGUCUUACCGGGCUGACCGGCGUGCUAGUCAGAACGAGGACGACCUGCUCCUGGCCAAGAAGCUAAUGUUAUCUGAGGCGGCCAAAGCCCGGGAUGCAGAGAAGAGGGCCAGCGAAGCCGAGCAAAGGGCCUCGGAGGCCGGACAAAAGGCUUCGGACGGGGCUUCGCUGGUAGCUCAGUUGGAGGGCAAGCUGAAGAACUCCGAGGAUCGACGGUCGGAAGACCUGGAGAUGCUGGAGAAGCUGAGGGGUGACAUCAGUCGUCUAGAGACUGAGAAGGCUGCUGAGAAAGAAGAUUUCUCCAAGCAGCUCGCUGAUGUCACUCGCCGGAAUGAGCUGGCCUCCAAGGGACUCCGGGAUUCGGUGGAGGUCCUGAAACAGAAACUGGCUGAGGCCGAGAAGCGAGCCGAGAAAGCUGAGGCCCAAGCCGCGGAAGGCACGGUCCGAGAAGAGAACUUAUAUGAGGACUUCCGGAAGAUGCUGUAUGUUGGCGAGGUCCAGGUGGGCGAGUUCGUGAGAGGUCGGUUCGGGGCUAAUGUCGAUGUUUCUGAUUUUAAGCUGGACGUUCUUGAGUUGCACCGCCGUGCCAAAGAGCUGCCUGAAGAUUACGACAUGCCAGCAGAUAUCGAAGAUUAUCUUGCUGAUGAUCAAGACCAGGGGCCGAACUGAUGCAGCAGUUAAUUUCUUGUAAUAGUUUGAACAAUUUUUCUUUUCCUUUGUAAAUUUUUGGGAUAUUGAGCCUCGAGCUCUCUCUUUGUAAGUUUGAAUAUUUUCUUCUUCCUUGAAUGAAUUAU